This is a messenger RNA of Drosophila subobscura, 4738 nucleotides long. It is a transcript of the gene pdm3, whose product is annotated as AF4/FMR2 family member lilli. Gene Ontology annotation, molecular function: RNA polymerase II cis-regulatory region sequence-specific DNA binding; DNA-binding transcription factor activity, RNA polymerase II-specific. The transcript has 11 exons. Gene Ontology annotation, biological process: regulation of transcription by RNA polymerase II. The record is from RefSeq and is a predicted model, not a curated record. NCBI's taxonomy places the organism in Eukaryota, Metazoa, Arthropoda, Insecta, Diptera, Drosophilidae. The coding region runs from base 575 to 4732 and encodes 1385 amino acids.
CCGCACGUUCAUUCAGUCUGCUGUGGACAACGUUGCACGACGACGAAAGCGGACGUCGCGUGGUAGUAGCAAGAACCAAACAAAUCAACAAACAAACACUCUCUCUCCCACACACAAGUGCACUCUGGAGAGCAGCGCGUGCCAUUAAAUACUAUCUGCAGCAUUCAAUAGAUGCAACUGCAACGGAGAGAUUCCGAAAUUCCGAGAUCCGCGUUUCAGAUUCGAGAUAUUUUCCUCACUUUACGCGCGCGCCACAAAGGCAUCGCGCCCCGGCUUGCAACGUCGCGUGUGAGACAGACGAUGAUCCUUAGUUGAUCUUGACUCUAGUGUCUGUGUUUGUGUGUUACUGUGUGUGCGUGAUAGCCAUCUCCCAGAAGAUACUCUUAAUGAAUUGUUAUCUAACGGAUGCUUGGGAUUUGGACGAUUUGUGACUAAAAAUCUAAAGAAUCUCGAAGAAAAUUGUGAACAAAUUGUGGAAAACCCAGAAAAUCUAAUCAACUUUACAACUGCUUGAAGAACACUUACAGAAAACGGCGCGGCCCGCCCAUGAUGCAACGAGCGAUGCAACAGUGACAUGGCCGAGGGCUGCGAGGACUCUGCCGGUGCCGCUGAAACGACAACGUCACAGUAUACAACGACGCUAGACAAGAUGCUGGGCACGGUGUUGCCGUGCGAGGCGGCAAUUGGUGCCACACCUGGUGGCAGUGGCGGUGUCAACUCAAACACCAGCGGCGGCGGCGGCGGCGGCAACGGUGGCGGUGGCGGUGGCAGCAACAACAAUGCCAACAACAUUGUGAAGCGAGAGUUUUGCGAUGGCAGCUUGAUGCCAGGUGCUGGGGCAAGUGUGAACAACAACAACUGUACUACCAACAACAACAACAACAAUGACAACAACAGCAAUAACAACAAUACCAAAAUACAGUCACUAAUUUGCACUGGCAGCAGCAGCAACAACAACGGCAGCCACAGCAACAACAACAACAGCAACAAGAACAUAAGCAGCAGCUCAUCCUCCUCCUCAUCGUCCUGCUCCUCGAGCUCAUCUUCGUCGAGCUCUGCGACCAGCACCCACACCAGCUGCACCACCACCGCCGCCGUAGUGCCCUCAAAUAGCUCCACAAAUGCCAACAAGUCGCCCGGUUCGCCCUACUCACAGCUGGGCAUGGGCAUGGGCACCGGCACGGGAGCGAGUCCGCUGCGUGAGGCCAGUCCGCUGGCCGGUCGCAGUCGUUCCCCAUUGAUGCAUGCCACAACAGCCGCCCAAUCGCCCUGCAGCAUUGGUGGCGCAGUGGCGCCCGGCUCCCCGCCAUCGGCCUCAUCCAACAGCUCGUCGCAUGUGCUGACCCUCAACAUCAAGACCGAGUCGGACUUUGACAAGGAGAUCAAUUGCCACAAGAUCCAUUCGCCGAGCGGCAGCAACAGUCUCGGCCACUCCCUGCACCACCAUCACCACAGCCACCACAGCAACAGUGGCAGCAACAACAACAACAACAACCACAACAACAAUAUCGAUGAUGAUAUGGAAAUCACGGACGUACACGCCCUGCUCUCGCCCCCGCCACACUCCCACCACUCCCAUCAGUCCCACCAUUCCCACCAUUCCCACCACUCCCAUUCCCACUCCCCCUACGACACCAAGGAUCACGUCAAGGAGCUGGAAUUCUACAAGAAUCUGGCUGCCAAGGCUGCCUCCCUGGCCAACCAGCAGCCCACUUCGCCGCUGGCCCUGCCCCUGCCCAUGCCGCUGCCCAUGCAACUCGAUGCGGAUGCGGAUGAGGAUGCGGAUGCGGACGAUGCCGAUGGCGACGCCGAUGUCGAUGCCGAGGAGCAGGCAGCGGAGGCGUUGCGUCUACGGCGCGAGGAGCAGGCCCAAGCCAAGGCCUUUGCGGCGCAUCUGAAUGGAACUAUGCAAGACAUGAUAAAUUUGCAAAAAUUACAAAAUUUGGCCACGCUGCAGCAGCAGCAGCAGCAGCAGCAACAUCCCCAUCAUGGGCAUCAUCAUCAUCAUCCUGCUGCCACGGCGGCUGCACUGGCAAGUCUUCAGGGCUUAGCUGCCUCCGUGUUCAAUUCGCCGUUGAAUCUAAGCGUCGGUGGUGCUGAGCCUGUGGCAGCAGCAGCAGCAGCUGCAGCAGCAGCCACAUCAGCAACGGCAGCGGCAGCGGCAGCGGGGGGCACGCCACCCCACAGCAGCUGCCACAAUGGCAGCAAGCACAAGACGUCAAAGGCCAACGGCGGCGGUGGCGGCGGCAACACCAACUCCAACUCCGCCUCGGGCUGCGGCACUGGCUCCGGCUGUGGCUCGGGUGGCGGCAAUGCCUCCUCCUCCAGCCAGCAUCCGGAUAAUCCCAGCAGCAGCAGCUCCCCGCACGCCCUCAAUGCCACAUCGCUGGCAAAUGUGCUGGCUGCGGCGACCGCAUCGCCACCGCCAGCCCUGCAGGCGCCACCAGCCAGCGCCCAAAUGCCGCAACUGAUACUCGCCUCCGGGCAGCUGGUGCAGGGCGUGCAAGGGGCACAGCUGCUCAUACCCACGGCGCAAGGUAUUGCCGUGCAGACGAUACUCACGAUUCCCGUGAGUCCGCAGAUACCCACCACGGAGCAGUUUCUGCCCAAUGCUUUUGGCGCCUACGCCAGCUACCAGCAGCAGCAGCAGCAGCGGGAACAGCAGCGGGAACAGCAGCGGGAACAGCAGCGGGACCUGCUGCCACCAUCGCUGGCUGCACUGCAGCAUGCCACAGCGUUGCCCCAACUGGCACAGACACCCACGAAUUUACUCAAGCCCAAUCUGUUCUCGACGGGCGUGCAGCAGCUGCUGACGGCGCUGCAUCCGGAACUCUUUGCCGCAGCGGCGGCCAACCAUCAGCAGCAGCAGCAGCAGCAGGCGCAGCAGCAGCAGCGGGAAAGGGAAAGGGAACGAGAGCGGGAGCGGGAGAGGGAAAGGGAGAGGGAACACCAAAUGGCUGCUGCAGCGGCAAUUGGUCACCUGCCACAUGCCCAUUUGGCCGCGGAUCUGCGACGCUCAGCGGAGCGUACACCUCCAGCAGGAUCGCCGGGCGGCGGCAGUCCUGGCCUGCCUUCGAAGGGUCCGCCUCCGCCACCGCCUGGCGCUGCAUUCCUGCUGCAGCAGCAACUCCACAUCAAACCGGAGACGCAGACGCAUCUGCACCAUCAUCUGCCACCACAGGGAUCCGCAGCGGUCUCCUCCUCGCAUCCACAGAUCAGCCUGCGGCAUCCCGAUGAGCUGACGGCGCCCCAGAUGGAUCUGAAGCCGCUGGAGCUGAGUUCGAGCAGCUCGCCGCCAAUACCGCCGCCAGCCGCUGCCCUGGCACGCCAUCACUUCGGGCACAGUCUGCGUGUGGUCUCCCCCAAGCACAGUCCCGGCCGGAUGUCCGCCAGUGGCGCCUCCUCGACCGGCAUGAAUCUCAGCCAUCAUCACGAGCGGCACGAUCGGCACGACCGUCACGACCGGCACGAGCGGCACGAGCGACACGAGCGGCAUGACCGCCACGAGCGACAUGAGAGACGUUCGCACACUCCGACGGCUACGGCCACGCGGGCCAGCGUCUCGUCCAGCUCGGGCGGAGUGCCGCAUCAUCUGACGCAUGAGCGGGUCGGCGGCAGCAUGCCCGCGGGCAGACUGACGCCACCGACCUCCACAUCGGCGAGCAGCGCCAACAGCACCAACGAUAGAGGCUACACAUCACCGCUGUUCCGGACACAUUCGCCGCCCGGCCACCCACUCAAUAUGGGCACAUCGCCACGCCUGGAGCGGGACUAUCUGGGCAAUGGACCAAGCCUGAGCGCCGGCUCUGUGGGCGGCACAUCGACCAGCUGUGGGACGGCAGCAUCAGCAGCGGCCGCCAGCUCCACGGCCAAUGUACUUAGCAGCAUCAGCAGACUCAAUGCCUCCAAUGGAGAGCUGACCAUCACCAAGUCCCUGGGUCCGCCGACGGCUACGGCAACGCGUGCCUCAUCGGCCUCGCCGCGAGAGGACUCACCCGGCCCGGGGCCAUCCACAUCGAGUGCCAAUCUGAUGCAGCCCCUCAAGCUGAGUCCGUCGUCGCGCAGUGAACCGCCACAGCUGUCGCCCAAUGCCCAAUGCGACAACGACAACGAUCUGCUGAUGGAUUCACCGAAUGAGCCGACCAUCAACCAGGCCACCACCAAUGUGGUCGACGGCAUCGACCUGGACGAAAUCAAGGAGUUUGCCAAGGCCUUUAAGCUGCGACGCCUGUCGCUGGGCCUCACCCAGACCCAAGUGGGGCAGGCGCUGUCGGUGACCGAGGGACCCGCCUACAGUCAGAGUGCCAUCUGCAGCAGUGCACUCGCUGCGCAGAUGUACGCCGCCCAACUAUCGACGCAGCAGCAGAACAUGUUCGAGAAGCUGGACAUUACACCAAAGAGCGCGCAGAAGAUCAAGCCAGUGCUGGAGCGCUGGAUGAAGGAGGCCGAAGAGAGCAGUCACUGGAACCGUUACAAGUCCGGCCAGAAUCAUCUCACGGACUACAUUGGCGUGGAGCCGUCGAAGAAGCGCAAACGGCGCACCUCCUUCACACCGCAGGCCCUGGAGCUGCUCAAUGCGCACUUUGAGCGCAAUACGCAUCCAUCGGGCACGGAGAUCACUGGCCUCGCCCAUCAGCUGGGCUACGAGCGUGAGGUUAUACGCAUUUGGUUCUGCAACAAGCGGCAGGCACUCAAGAACACUGUGCGCAUGAUGUCCAAGGGCAUGGUCUAGGCGAAG